AUGGGCAACACGGCGUCGUCCCAUGCAAACCAGUCCCGACCCUCGCCGGUGUCCGCCAGACGCAUCGAAUCAUCCGCAGGCAGACACUCGCCAUCUCCUAACCCUCACCAGCCACACCGUUCUCUGCGAACCAAGAAAAAAUCCCUCGAGUUGCCAGAUCUCGCACUUCUCACGUUGACGUCCGCACCGUCGGGCAACGCUUCCCCCUUAUCGCAGCACCGUCGCGUCCCGAGGGCAACUUCUCCGAUCCCGAUCCCAAUCCCCGUAUCUAACAAUGGCACCAUGAACAAUGCUGACAACACUGGCACUUCUCCCCGCGGACGACAGCCCCAUGUUAGACCCAACAUCCCCAGAGACUUGGAUUCGGCAAACUGCUCCGCCGAACUGCUUUUUGAUCAACCCCCUUCGACCCAUAUCCCCAUCAAUCAUUACCAUCGCCGUCCACGCGAUGGUGCUUACUUCCGCGGCGCCCACCUUCGAUACAACUCAACCCAUUCAUUCGCUUCCCGCGGUCAAUCCACAGCUCAUCAACCUCGCAUGCAGGAGCUAUACGUAGAGAGCCAGGUGCCAGUGUCACCCCAACCAGAGCAGCUGGAGGAAUUUGUCCAGGAGACUGUUCACUCUACGCUCCCCCUCGUUUUGCCAAAGGCAGAAGAAGAAAUAUUGGCCACAAACGCGGACAAUCUAGACGAAAAUGGACAACCCAUUCAUAGCCGUCCCACUCGUCCCCCCGACGAAUCAAAAGAACCCGUCAGUGUCAAGAUCACUUGGCGCGGUGGUGGGAGAUCGGUCGCCCUUGCACGCGCAGGUGACAACAAUUGGAAAGGCAGACAACUCAUGGAACCCGACGACCCGCCGGCAGAUACUAUGUGGUCAACAUGGGUAUCCCUCAUGCCUGGCACUCAUCACAUCCGCUUCAUUGUUGAUGACCACUGGCGCAUUUCCGACGACCUUCCAACUGCUGUAGACGACGAAGGCAGUCUUGCCAAUUAUGUUCCCGUUUCUAUCCCACAUACACCCCCUCAGACCGCUGCACUUCCUGCUACCCCCGCGAAGCAAGUAGUCAGUCACCAUGUCCAUUCGUUCUGGUCAAGCACGUCAACGCACGACUCAGCCACUGAUGCUCCGUCGACGUCGGAUAUAGAUGUUUCUAAACAUAAAUGGACAGACGAGAUCCCUCCAGAACUUGUCGCAGCUGCGCGCGAGGAGGAGGCCUACCUUGCAUAUACUUCCGCUUUAGAAUAUGAUCAGAAUCCUGAUGGGAACCUAACACCCGUUCCUGCUCCAAAUAUUCCACCCGCUCCGGCCCUCCCAAGGCAUCUAGAUAAGCUAAUCUUGAACACAAAAGCCGGACAGCCCCCGGUAACGAGGGGACGUGAUCGAGAACGUGAGAGGGAGCGUGAGAAGGAAAGGGAACGAGAGCACAGGCGGAGGCAGGGAAGAUCAUUGCUUGGUAUGACAAGCACCCUCGCACGAGACCUCCACAAAGAGGGCAAGGAGAGUGAAAAUCCUCCGAUUCCCAUCACUACGGCAAGUGGAACGGAUGUCACCUCAGCUCACCUGUCUUCCCCGUCCCAGCAUACGCGACUGGGAUUGGAUGGUCCUGGCAUGACCGAUGACGCCAGCGUGCUCCCCGUCCCCUCUCAUGUUGUUCUGCAUCAUUUGAGCACCAGCGCGAUACGCAAUGGAGUGCUUGCGGUAGGAAACACUACCCGCUACCGCCAGAAGGUUGUCUUGCUUCCGUUGACGUCACGAUUUCUUAUUGACAUAUUUCCAAUCACAGUAUCUCACGACGAUCUACUAUAA
Messenger RNA from Pisolithus orientalis, 1806 nucleotides. Its product is annotated as carbohydrate-binding module family 48 protein. NCBI's taxonomy places the organism in Eukaryota, Fungi, Basidiomycota, Agaricomycetes, Boletales, Pisolithaceae. The transcript has 2 exons. The coding region runs from base 1 to 1806 and encodes 601 amino acids. Gene Ontology annotation, cellular component: nucleotide-activated protein kinase complex; nucleus; cytoplasm. The record is from RefSeq and is a predicted model, not a curated record. Gene Ontology annotation, biological process: signal transduction. Gene Ontology annotation, molecular function: protein kinase binding.